Medicago truncatula (barrel medic) is the source of this 3183-nucleotide messenger RNA. Its product is annotated as nuclear pore complex protein NUP98B. Gene Ontology annotation, molecular function: ubiquitin protein ligase activity. Lineage: Eukaryota; Viridiplantae; Streptophyta; Magnoliopsida; Fabales; Fabaceae. The transcript is spliced from 5 exons. The record is from RefSeq and is a predicted model, not a curated record. Bases 1445 to 2974 code for a protein of 509 amino acids.
UUGGCACUUCAUCUUCACCAGCUUUCGGUGGUAGUUCAUUGCCUGCAUUUGGCGCAUCUUCAACUCCUGCUUUUGGUAGUUCAACGCCUGCAUUCAGGGCAUCUUCAACUCCGGUUUUGGGUAAUUUAUCAUCAUCAUUAGGUGGUAGGUUUUCUAUUGGAAAUUUUGAUAUUUUCCCAUUUUAUUAAUUGUCUUGCUCUUGGCAAACUGUCUUCAUGGAAGCCUUUGAAACCAGUUUAUUGGUAGUGCCAGGUGAUUUGUGAGAAGCACAAUAGUUUAUCAUAUUUUUUAGUACUUAGCUAAUGCUUUUAGGAAGAUUUUGUUUUUAUGAAGGAUUUGCAAACAAAUUGUCUAGCUUUGGUUACUUUGAAUUUACUAUUAUUGUAUUUUAUUUCUUCUUUAAUGAAGUUUUCAUGUGAAUUAAUGGGUGUGUGUAUGUGUGCUAAAUCCUGUUUAUCGAUUUGUUCCGCCUUUCCCCCACCUCCACAGUCCACCUUGUAAAUUGUUUUCACGUACAUGUAAGUAUAUCGAUAUCAUGGGGAACAACAAGAACACUAUGAAGGAAUGUGAUUUCUUUCAGCUAUAUCUACAAUCCUUUUUAAAGACCUAAAGAUUACAUAACGACUAAGAUAUGUGUUAGCUAGUUUAUGUCAUCUUUCUUUUGUUAAUAUCUAAUAAUGGUAAUCAUUAGCAUCUUUUGGCUUAGUUUUCUCCCUUUUUUAUUGUUAUUAUUAUAUUUUGCGUUUUCUAAUUCUAUUUGAAAACCGACUCUCUUCCUUCCCAGGAUCAUCAUCCUUUUGCCAGGAGCCUUCUUUUGGAGGUUUUGGCUCGAUGCCUACUCAGAUAAGUCCUUUUGGAUGUGCCAUACAACCAUCACAACCAGUAUUUGGAAGCAACAUAUUUGGUUUAACAGGCACCCCUGCUUUUGGUGCUACGAGCACUCCAACAUCUUGGUGCUACCAGUGCUCCCCGCAAUUUGUGCAAGCAGCACCCCUGUUUUUUUUUUGUGUUUAACCUGCCCACCUAUUUUGUUUAGGGUUUUAUACACAUAUAUUAAGGGACCAUAUAGAUAGACUUAAUUAGAGUGUAUAAUUGGAAGAAAACAAAUAUCAUGUUCAUUAAAAACUGAAAACGACAUUCAUUUUGAAACAAUUUUUUUGGCGUAAAUGGCACUCAAUGAAAAUGGAGGGAGUAUUAUUUAGCAUUAUGUGUGAGCUUGAUCAUAAAAUGUGAUUCUCAUGUUUGAACAGAUAAUUUAUUGGACAAUAGUUGUCUGUUAUUAUUUAGUACUGUUUGUUGUUAUUAUAAUAGUGAAGAAACUUUGUUUGCUGAUUACUUCAAUAAACUUUAUUAAUUAAUAUAUGGAAUUUUUUUGACAGCUUUUGGUCAGCCGCCUAAACCAUCUGGUAGUCCAACUCUAUUUGGAUUGGAAACAUGCAAUUCCAUGUCUAGGGGUACUUCCACAGGUGUAUUUGGCGAAGCUCAAACACCGUCUCCCUUCUCUUCCAAUACUAAUUUUGGCACUUCGUCUUCAACUCCAGCUUUUGGUAAGUCAUCGAGCCCGUCUAGCUUCUCUCAGUCAGUGUUUGGGCUGCAAAACAAUUCAAGUAACAAUCCUUUUGCUCCUAAGCCUUCUGGUAGUCCAACUCUAUUUGGAUUGGAAACAUGCAAUUCCAUGUCUAGGGGUACUUCCACAGGUGUAUUUGGCGAAGCUCAAACACCGUCUCCCUUCUCUUCCAAUACUAAUUUUGGCACUUCGUCUUCAACUCCAGCUUUUGGUAAGUCGUCGAGCCCGUCUAGCUCCUCUCAGUCAGUGUUUGGGAUGCAAAACAAUUCAGGUAACAAUCUUUUUGCUCCUAAGCCAUCCGGUAGUCCAACCCUAUUUGGAUUGGAAACAUGCACUUCCAUGUCUAGGGGUACCUCAACAGGUGUAUUUGGCGCAGCUCAAACACCGUCUCCCUUCUCUUCCAAUACUAAUUUUGGCACUUCCUCUUCAACUCCUGCUUUUGGUAAGCCGUUGAACCCGUCUAGCUCCUCUCACUCAGUGUUUGGGCUGCAAAACAAUUCAAGUAACAAUUUUUUUGCUCCUAAGCCAUCUGGUUGUCCAACUCUAUUUGGAUCGGAAACAGGUAAUUCCAUGUCUGGGGUUACUUCGAAAGGUGUAUUUGGUGCUGGUCAAACACUGUGUCCCGUCUCUUCCGAUACUAAUUUUGGCGCUUCGUCUUCAACUCCAGCCUUUGAUUUUGGUCAGUUGUCGAGCCCGUCUAGCUCCUCUCGGUCAAUGUUUGGGCAGCAAAACACUUCAAGUAACAAUUUUUUUGCUCCUAAAUCAUUUGGCAGUCCAACUCCAUUUGUAUCGGAAACGGGUAAUUCCAUGUCUAGGGGUACCGCCACGGGUGUAUUUGGCACAGCUCAAACACCGUCUCCCUUCUCUUCCAAUACUAAUUUCGGCGCUUCGUCUUCAACUUCGGCUUUUGGUAAUAAAUCUUCGUCAUCUCGCGGAUCAUCACUCUUUGGUCAGGAGCCUGCUUUUGUAGGUUUUGGCUCUACUCCUACUCAAACAAGUCCAUGUAGAAGUGCCAUCCAACCAUCACGACCAGCAUUUGGAAGUAACGCUGGUCAUGCUUCACUGUAUGGUUCUUUGAGUAUACAUGAUCAACAUAGGGACAUGCGGAUGGACAUAAGCGGCAUGAGCUACGAGGAACUACUUGCACUUGGAGAGAGGAUCGGCUAUGUGAAUACAGGAUUAUCUGAGAGUUUGAUUUCUAAGUAUUUGACAAAAACACUGUACUGUUCAGCUGAGCAAAGUCAAGAAGGAACUUGUGCAAUUUGUCUGGAAGAAUACAAGAACAUGGACAGUAUUGGGACAUUGGAAACUUGUGGACAUGACUACCAUGUGAGCUGCAUUAGAAAGUGGUUAUCUAUGAAGAACUUGUGUCCCAUAUGCAAAGUUUCUGCUUUGCCUGAUGAGUGAUAACAUGAUGGAUAAGUAAUUUGUUCAUUCUACUUUAGUUUAGAGAAUUGUAUAUAUAGGUUAACAAAAAUGGGUGUAUUUGGUAUAUAGUGUGACUUAAUACAUUUAUUUUUAUUGAUCUAUAUUUUCUUUUAAAAAGAAACAGUAUUAGAGUUGUGGAACUAGGGUUUUCUUUAUUUAUCAAAACUAGACCAUCCACCCGUGUUGUC